GAGGGUUUUACCUCCGUGUUUUCAGUGUUCCUGACCUGAGUUUCAGUUUUCUGAUCGUGAUGUUUAUUGAAGAUCAUGGCCAGAAACACUUCUCUCUACUUUCGCAUCGUCGAGGGACGAGAUCUGCCUGCAAAAGACGUUUCUCGGUCCAGUGAUCCGUACUGCAUCGUCAAAGUUGACAAUGAAGUCGUGGCCAGAACCGCCACCAUCUGGAAGAACCGAAACCCAUUCUGGGGCGAGGAAUACACCCUUAACCUGCCGAAGGGCUUCCAUACGCUCACCGUUUACGUCAUGGAUGAAGACACCAUCGGUCAUGAUGAUGUAAUUGGUAAAAUCUCCCUGAGUAAAGACCUGAUCGCCGCUCAACACAAAGGUUUGGAUAACUGGCUGAAUCUGACACGUGUGGAUCCAGAUGAAGAGGUUCAGGGUGAGAUUCGUUUGGCUCUGGAGCUGCACAGAGACGCUCAGAGAAGCAGUCUGCACUGUCACGUCAUCGAGGCCCGUGAUUUGGCGCCGCGUGAUAUCUCCGGUACCUCUGAUCCCUUCACCAGAAUCAUCUACAACAACCUCAGCGCUGAGACAUCGAUCAUAAAGAAGACGCGCUUCCCGCACUGGGAUGAGACGCUGGAGUUGAGUUUGGAUGAAGGUGAUGAUGAUGAUGAAGGUGGACGCGUGACGGUGGAGGUCUGGGACUGGGACAUGGUGGGCAAGAACGACUUCCUGGGAAAGGUGGAGAUCCCUCUCUCGUGUCUGCACAGAUCUCCGCUGCAGGGCUGGUUUCGUUUGCUGCCGCUGGGAAACACAGAGGACGACGCCAGAGGUAAGCUGGGUGCUCUGCGUCUGAAGGUGCGUUUGACCGAGGACAGGAUUCUUCCGUCUGUGUGCUAUCAGCCUCUGACCGAGCUGCUGGUGGACGCCGUCAUCUCGCCAUCAAAGGUGGACGAGCCCUCGCCGCUGACUCUGCUGGAGGAGGUGACGACGGUGGAGAGCAGGCAAGACGUGGCCAUGACACUGGUCAAGAUCUACCUGGGUCAGGGUCUGGUCGUGCCAUUCCUGGACUACCUCAACACCAGAGCGGUCCACAGCACCACAGAUCCAAACACACUCUUCCGGUCCAACUCACUGGCCUCCAAAGCCAUGGAGCAGUUCAUGAAGGCUGUCGGGAUGCUGUAUCUACACCAAGUUCUGAAGCCCAUUAUCAACCGCAUCUUUGAGGAAAGGAAAUACGUGGAGUUGGAUCCAUGCAAGAUAGACCUCAACCGCUCCAGGCGUAUCUCGUUUAAAGGCUUGUCGUCGGCGGCUGAGGUCAGGAAGAGCAGCGUGGGGCUCCUGAAGACGUAUCUGAGCAGCAUCAUGGAGGCCAUCGUCAGCUCGGUGUCCCAGUGUCCUCCUGUGAUGAGAGUCGUCUUCAAACAGCUCCAUAAACGUGUGGAGGAACAGUUUCCAGAACCUGAGAACGAGGAUGUGAAGUAUUUGGCCAUCAGUGGCUUCUUCUUCCUGCGUCUGUUUGCUCCUGCGAUUCUGACGCCCAAACUCUUCCAGCUGAGAGAGCAUCACGCAGACGCCAGGACCAGCAGAACGCUGCUGCUGCUCGCUAAGGCUCUGCAGAGCGUGGGGAACCUGGGCCUUCAGCUGGGUCAUGGGAAGGAGCAGUGGAUGACCCCUCUGCAUCCCAUCAUCCUUUGCAGCGUGGCGUCCGUCAAAGAUUUCCUGGAUAAACUCAUAGACAUCGAUCACGACAACGUGUGUGGAGCUCCUCAGCGCGCCGUGUUUUUGCCGUCAGUCAUCGUGAAGGAAGGGUUCCUGCAGAAACACAAAGCUGAAGGACCUCAGCUGCUCAAAUGCUUUGCUUUUAAGAAACUAUAUUUCUGGCUGAGUUCAGAGUCGCUGUCGUAUGCCAAGAGCCCCAGCUGGCAGGUUCGCUCCUAUAUUUCCAUAGCAUGUGUGUGUGCGGUGGAGCGUGUGGAUGAAAAUGCCUUUCAGCUCCAGAAUGUCAUGCAGGUCAUUACACAGGACACAGAUGGACAACUACACACCACAUACCUGCUGUGCAAGAAUGUAAAUGAGCUCAAUCAGUGGCUGUCGGCGAUCAGGAAGGUCAGUAUUUAUAAUGAACACAUGCUGCCGUCGUUUCACCCCGGAGCUCAUCGAGGAAACAAAUGGACCUGCUGCCUUCAGCCCGACCGCACCGCGUCAGGCUGCAGUCGGACUCAUUCGGCCGUGACUCUGGGAGACUGGAGCGACCCGUUGGAUCCUGAUGCUGAAACACAGAUCAUUUAUAAAGAGCUGCUGCAGGGCCGAGACAAACUCAGGAAGCAGUACCUGGAGACACAGGAAGUGGAGGCAGAGGAACAGGAAGUGCCGCUGAAGGCCAGUCAGCCGUCAUCAGUGUCUGCCCAGGGCCGAUCUCAGCGCGCUCGAGCCCUCGCCGCUCGUCUGCUGGACGCUGUGCUGGAUUUAGAGCGAGCGCAUUCGUCCUUCCAGAGCCGAGAAGCAGACGAGAGCCUGAGCUCAUAGAGACCUCGAACUCACUCGAACUGGAAAAUCAGAUUAUGCAGUGUUUUCCAAUCAAACUCCAGAUAUUGAUGGAUGUCA
This is a messenger RNA of Carassius carassius (crucian carp), 2595 nucleotides long. It is a transcript of the gene rasal1a, whose product is annotated as rasGAP-activating-like protein 1. Gene Ontology annotation, biological process: intracellular signal transduction; negative regulation of Ras protein signal transduction; cellular response to calcium ion. The record is from RefSeq and is a predicted model, not a curated record. Lineage: Eukaryota; Metazoa; Chordata; Actinopteri; Cypriniformes; Cyprinidae. The coding region runs from base 76 to 2517 and encodes 813 amino acids. The transcript has 21 exons. Gene Ontology annotation, molecular function: GTPase activator activity.